AUGAGUCCAAAUACACAGGCAAUUUUAUGGGUACUUCGAAGUCAUGGGAUUUGUACAAGCAUAUUGAAUCAAUCAGAAUUGUCAGGAGACGCGUUUAAAUUGUCUACAGAUACGGGUGAUGUAUUUGUAAAGACAAGCAACAGGGCGUAUGCAUAUGCGAUGUUUGAAGGCGAAAUUGAGUCCUUGAAUGCGAUACUUGAAGCGGUUCCAGGAUUUGCACCAAAACCUCUAUGCCUUGGAACAUUUCCUAAUGGAG
Funneliformis mosseae is the source of this 256-nucleotide messenger RNA. NCBI's taxonomy places the organism in Eukaryota, Fungi, Glomeromycota, Glomeromycetes, Glomerales, Glomeraceae. The record is from the annotation of a GenBank genome assembly.